GCUCGUCCCAUCACGCCUUUGCCAUCCGAGACUGAGCUCAGCCCUCCUCACGGCGACCACUACGACCUUCGUCAAGACGAUGUCACUAUCGAUCUUACAAGGUGCCAUUCUCUGAUCUAGCACUUUACAUGCAGAUCUGGCCAUGGACGCACCACAGCGCACCUUUUCCAUGAGAGGGCCGCCGGUGGAUGCACCUUGCGAUACGCCCUUCACACCUGAAUUGUGGCUCUCAAGAAAACCAGGCGAGGCUCCCACGCCAAUCAGCCAGCUCAGGGAUGAUCCCUUAUUAGGAUACCCCAUCAUAAUCCAGGAUGAUGUCGAGUAUACGUCUACCAAGACAAUCCCUCGGACGAGCUCAAGGGGCGCUGUCGCCUCUCUCAACAUCCUCGCCUCAGGUGUGGAAGACAGCACUGGCGGAGAGACCAUGCUGGUUCGCUCUCUUAGUCUGCUUGACAAGUUUGGAAAGAUCCUUGACCCAUAUCUUUCCAACUUUCCAGAGAAAGCUGGCAUCGCUCGAGAGAAACUGGUCUUACCCAACGCCGCGAGUAGAAUCUGCGUACAUUCUGACAUGAGCGAGACGGCAUUCAAUAGUCAGUAUUCGGACAUAACUCUCUAUCUUGUGCAGUGCCUACUUGAAUUGGGACAAGAAGCGAUUCGAUGGCAGGAGCAAGGCGUGAAGAAGCAAAUGAAGGAGUAUGGUAUGGAGUACGAGGCUUUGCUGCCGACGUCUCCCGAUGAGACGGUGAGGAUCAUCCCAAGUCGACAUCUGCAAGACUCGCUCCCAUCUUGGUCUUUCCCGGCGGGGACACUGGACCAAAGUACUACUGUUGGCUAUUCCGACUUUUACGUCGUCUGUGGAAAGCAAGUCAUUGCAUCAAUAGAGGCUAGACCCGGAUGGGGCCCUGAGGAGAUUGGGGUCCUUGUACGAGACCGUCUUGAUCCCUUCGUUCUACAAGAUGAGGCGGACACAACAACACACACCUCCGACGAGACGUUGCUCGAGAUUGCAUCGCACUCUGCUGCAACUGGUCUCAGCGUGGGCUUGCUCAUGGCUGACUGGGGCCGAAUCCUCUUGCCCUACGAAGUCCCGAGGCAACCCUAUCAAGGGAAUGAGAGCGCAACGUCACCUGAGGGAAGCAAGGCCCGGAUCAUCUUCAGCUCCACCCCCUCCUUUUACGAUGUCCUUGUGGGCCCCAAAGCGCUCGAUACUGCGAAUCGAGAGGUCUGUGGUGGUCUUCAGGAUAGCAAUUCGAAGAAUCUCCAUUUCAUGAGCCUAUCCAAUGCUGUAUUUUACAUGCUUGCAUGGGUGCUACAAGCUGUAGAAAAGGCCAGGGGCCAAGAAGAAGAUUUCGUGCAAGAGCCAGCAAGAGCAGGAGGCGAAAGGUUGAACUCUGCUGAGGACCGAGGUGCUGGGCCGUCGUCAAAGCGCGGGCCUCCCGACAGCGACACAAGCGAUAGGCUGGCGCAAAAGCCUCGAGGUGGGCAUCGAUCUGCCAGUGGACCUGUCGCUCCUCGUGCCAGUCAAAAGAAGUCCAGUGGAGGCGGCGACAGCGGCGGAAAGGGCGAGGGAAAGGAGACCCUUCAUGGUGACGAUUACGAGGCCCUCGUCCAGGAAUCUCGGCCUCUGACGACGUAUAUCUCGAGCUACACGCCGAUUGGUGAUGGCACUUACGCUACGGUGCAUCUGUGUCUCUUCAAGAAGUCUAUCCUCGAUAGUAGCCUCGGCGAUGACCACCAGUCGAAGCAUCUUGGUGGAAAGUCAAUGCUUCAGGUACUGCCUUACGCUAGACUCGACGAGCUUGAAGCCUUGCUCAAGGUGCAGCGUGUGCCUCUAGCGGAGGAGGAUCGCGGAAGCAAGAUCGAUUGGCGUCUUGAGGAGCCAGACGGACCUCCCCUGAGCGAAGAGGACCGCUUCGACAUACAGCGCCGCACAGUGCGGGAGCUGCGUGUCUACCUGCAAUGCCAAGAGUUGCAAGGACUGAUAAUACCAAAGCUAUACGGUGUGGUCUCGCCUCGCAAUUACCCACCCUCUACAGCCCACAAGCUCAUGUUGCAGUGCAUCUACGGGGGCCCAAUCAGGAAUGUACCCCGCAAAAUGUACCUCUUGUGGCGCGAAGAGCUCGUUGCCUCUGCCGUACAGGCGCUCUCGAUGUUACACUCGCGGUCGGUGUGGCAUGGCGACAUUAGCACCAGCAACAUCAUGGUCGAGUGGCGCAAGUAUGACGCCUCUGCGUUGGGAUCUUCGAGACACGAGAGGGUAGAGCCUGAACAGGUUCUAGAAGCGCUCCAAAAGGCUCAAGACAACAUGGGCAUCAGCGAAGCGGACUUCAAGACUCAACUCGACAAGCUCAGAGCUGCCGACGCUGACGCUGUUAAGUAUUUUGGAAUCAUGCCGACACCAACGUUGUCGCCUUUUGACGUUCUCAAGAUCACCAUACGGCCUCACGUCUGGCUUAUCGACUUUGCCGACUCUGAAAUCGUGAAUGCAGAGGCAGAGGAGGGGAAACAAACGCUGUCUUCCGAAUUGGAGAAGAUGGAAAAAGUCUUUGCGAGGUUGGAUGCUCGAUAUCAGUAGAAAAACACAUCGAUAUAGAUGGAGCAGAUAUCGGGCUAGGCCUAGCCUCGCCCAACACUACGAUGAUCGACGAGGACUAACUAUCCGCAUAUGUCAAGGUUUGACGGCAGGUCGUAAGUUACCUGCCGGAUCUUGAGAAAUCGACUUUAAGAAAGCAUUCGCCUCGUUGUCUGCCCCCAAACUUGUAUCGCUCACACCGUACUUACACCCAGAUGGCAUGGAGUUCGACAGCGACUUCCCAUAAAGACCCUUAUGUUGCACUGCAGUAAGACAGGUUCGAUGUAGCUAGUAAAGCAUGUCAUCCCAUAGGAUGUUUCCUGAUACAGAGAGAG
Molecule: messenger RNA, 2907 nt
Organism: Microstroma glucosiphilum
Lineage: Eukaryota; Fungi; Basidiomycota; Exobasidiomycetes; Microstromatales; Microstromataceae
Exons: 1
Coding region: 143-2575 (810 amino acids)
Biological process (GO): protein phosphorylation
Molecular function (GO): protein kinase activity
Source: RefSeq, a predicted model, not a curated record